CUCACCCUUUAUUUUUGUAGCCGGACCCUGCAGGCAGAGACAUCUCCAUCCGACCUAUCUUGGAGCACUGCGAGAACACUCACAUGACAAUUUGGCUUGGGAUUGUCUACGCAUAUAAGGGGCUCCUGAUGUUAUUUGGUUGUUUCUUAGCCUGGGAAACACGAAAUGUCAGCAUUCCUGCUUUGAAUGACAGCAAAUACAUCGGAAUGAGUGUAUACAAUGUCGGGAUUAUGUGCAUUAUUGGUGCUGCUGUUUCAUUUCUUACUCGGGACCAACCCAACGUGCAGUUCUGCAUUGUUGCUUUAGUCAUAAUUUUCUGCAGUACCAUUACUCUCUGCCUUGUGUUUGUACCUAAGCUCAUCACACUGCGGACAAAUCCAGAUGCAGCCACACAGAACCGAAGAUUUCAGUUCACUCAAAAUCAAAAGAAAGAAGACUCAAAAACAUCAACAUCAGUCACCAGUGUCAAUCAGGCCAGCACCUCUCGACUAGAAGGACUGCAGUCAGAGAACCACCGCUUGAGAAUGAAAAUUACAGAGCUGGACAAAGACCUAGAAGAGGUCACAAUGCAGCUUCAGGACACACCUGAGAAAACAACAUAUAUUAAGCAGAACCACUAUCAGGAUCUCAAUGACAUUCUCAGUAUACGGAACUUUACAGAUAGCAAAGAUGGUGAGAAAGCAAUCUUGAAAAAUCAUCUUGAUCAAAAUCCACCAGCACAAUGGGGCACAUCAGACCCUUCCAGAACAAGCAAAGAUCCUAUAGAAGACAUCAACUCUCCAGAACACAUACAGCGUCGGCUGUCCUUGCAGCUGCCCAUCCUCCACCAUGCCUACCUGCCCUCCAUAGGAGGAGUUGACGCGAGUUGUGCCAGCCCCUGUGUAAGCCCCAGCGCCAGCCCUCGGCACAGGCACGUGCCACCCUCCUUCCGAGUGAUGGUUUCUGGGCUGUAGGAAGGAGAGAUCAGUGCUUCCUGAACUGCUUUUAAGUACUCAAAGACUGGUCUAAACAUCCGACAUAGAACUCUGCUACAAGCACGUGACAUUGGCUCUGAGCACAGAGGAACUACUGCUGAGGCCACCGCCACAGGAGUGCCAGGGUAGCUCAUGUGGGAAGGCGAAGGAGGAGGAUGCGAGGAGCUUGAUCUGUAGCCUUAUUCAUGGAGUUUUUAUUUCUUCACGUAGAAGUCACUGAAAACAUUUCUUCCCAAAUUUCUACUAGCAACAAGGAGGCUGGGAAAUACGAAUCUUGCAAAAAAGACUCUAGGAAAAACACUCAAAUGUCACUGAGCUUUACGUGGCUGCUGAGAACAUGCAAUUCUAUACUGUAUCCAUGUAAGGAAAAAUACAGUGAUUGAGCUAUAAUGUAUUUAUUGAAAUAGAUACACUCAUUUUUACAAGAGUUGUGUUAAAUUGCUGGAAACAUUCUGCACUGGUUAGUCUUGCUUGUUUUCAUUUCAGGGAUGAUGUUCUGUAGGAAAGAAGGAAUGUGAGAAAUGGUUCCUCGGGUGCCAUUGAGACUGCAGGGUCACCUCAAACUAACAACGGUACAAGAAGCCCGAGCAGGGCUGAAGUUACAACAGGAGAGAGCUGCUGAUGGAAUCACAGUACUUUGCCCUUCUCCAAGGAUGGCAGCCACUGCUGGCCAUCGGCAGCUUCGGUUUAAUGAGGUCUCAGAGCAAGCACCACCAACCAUAAUGUACUAAACUGCCUAGAAAAGUCCUCAGGCUGAGGACAGCUGGGUAGUAAAGUCUUAAUGUCACAGGAUGGAUUGUUUUCAUAGUUUGUUUGAAUUAUGUCACACAUAAUUACAAUAAAAAUAAUUUAGUGGACUGGGGGUGGGGGUUAGGGCACAGCACUUUGCCGCUGCAGGCAACACCUGCAGAGCACGUAGAUGUGGCCAUACACUAUGUUUGCUUCGUGCCUGCUUGUGUGACAGUCGUGGCAGACAACAGAGAAAACAGAUCAAAUUUACCAAUAGAAUAUUUCAUUUGAAUCUUGAGAGGGGGAAAAAAAAAAAGAAUAAAAAUAAAAAACAACUCAAAAGCAUGGUUUUUACACUUUAGCUCUAUCCCCUGAACCGAAGUAAUUAGGAGGAACAAUAGUGGCGCACCAUCUGGACCAGCUCUGGAGCCAAGCCUCCAGGCACAGGUGAGAUCCAAGUGCAGCUUCUUUUUCCAAGGAACUGGAAAUGUGGCAUCUCUCUGCCAGGGCUGCUUGCUAGGAGCAGGGGGGAAAUACCGAAGCAUCCACUGGGCUCUCAGUCCUCUUUGACCAAUGCCUGUGCACCUCAGACCAGACCUUGGGAAUGACGUUUCUACAAAGGUUUACAAAUUAACCAUGGCUAAAGCACAGCUAAAAAGGUCCAUUAGCUGAAGGACUUAACUGCAGCUUUGAUGAGCUGGCAUAUAUCUCCAUUGAAAAUAGAACACACCUCAUAGUGGCCAAAACCGAUGUGAAUAUAUAUCAGAAUCUUACAAUCAGGAGCAUCACAAAAUGUUUCACUUGGCACAUACGGUAAGAGAGGUUAUGGAAAUAUCUGUAGCUUUUAGAACAAAAACAUGUAAGUAUAAACACAGAUAAAAUAGAACUCAUUACUCUGUUUAAGCACUAAACACUGACGUCACUCAAUGUGUGUUGACAGUAUUCUCUUGCUUUAUUAAUAUCAUCAGGGCCUGGUUUAUUUUAAAAGGAAUGUUAAUUUUUAAAAAGAGAAAAAAUACAAUAUUGUAUAUAAUGUAUACACAAAGAUCUCUGUAGAAAUAUUAUUCCAACUUAGCAGGAAAAAAAAAAUCGGAAGUAUCGGACCAUUGGAGGUGAGUGUGUGUGUGUGUCUGUAACUUCGUGAAUACUGACUGUGUGACGUUUAUUAGGUUUAAACCAUGCAGUACAUUCUUUGUCUCAAUGAUACUGUAGUUUCUCCCAUAACAUUUUUUUUACUUUACUGCAGAUAACAAGACCAACCAAGUGAAUAUAGCUAUUUAAUGUUUCUGUUCUUUUAUACUGCAGCAAAAAUGUACUGUAAAUUUAUGAAGAGGCUGUGCCCCAAUGGCAUUUUCCAAUGAUGUUAGUGCACAAAUGCUUUAAACUAGACUGGAACUGCCAGAAUAAAAUGUAAAUGAAGAAUUUCUUGUAUAACCUUAUACUGCAUGAGAUCAAUUUUUAAUAAAUUGUUGCAAAUCUGUUUUUAUGAAUAAAAUAUAGAAAACCUAGCUUUUUGGACUCA
Messenger RNA from Meleagris gallopavo (turkey), 3225 nucleotides. Lineage: Eukaryota; Metazoa; Chordata; Aves; Galliformes; Phasianidae. The record is from RefSeq and is a predicted model, not a curated record.